Messenger RNA from Ictalurus punctatus (channel catfish), 1633 nucleotides. It is a transcript of the gene auh, whose product is annotated as AU RNA binding protein/enoyl-CoA hydratase. Gene Ontology annotation, cellular component: mitochondrion. Bases 65 to 1036 code for a protein of 323 amino acids. NCBI's taxonomy places the organism in Eukaryota, Metazoa, Chordata, Actinopteri, Siluriformes, Ictaluridae. Gene Ontology annotation, molecular function: enoyl-CoA hydratase activity. Gene Ontology annotation, biological process: fatty acid beta-oxidation. The transcript is spliced from 10 exons. The record is from RefSeq and is a predicted model, not a curated record.
GCAGGCCCCCCCCCACACACACACAUACACACACACACUCUGUCUGUCUCUGCAGCGAAGCGGUAUGGCGCUUCUUGUGGGGUCUAGAGUCGUUUUUCAGACGCUUCGACCCCAAACGUCGACGACUCUUGACUACUUUUGCAGAUUUCAAGGUGUUAUGCAUCGCGCUGCAGCCGGAAGUGGUGGACUAGCGUGCGGAGCAGCGAAUGGCGGCUUGCGGCAGUUUAGCUCCGACGCUAAUGACCUGAGCGUUAAGUAUUUGGACGGAGAUGACUCAGGGAUCGUCAUCUUUGGCCUUAAUCGACCUAAAGCUAAAAAUGCUAUCAGUAAAAAUCUUGUUAAGGAGAUGUCUGAUGCUGUUGAGUCAGUGAAAAAGAACAAUAGGGUUCGCUCAGUCAUCUUGUACAGCAUGGUGCCUGAAGUCUUCUGUGCAGGUGCUGACUUGAAAGAAAGAGCCAAAAUGCAUCAGAGUGAAGUUGGGCCUUUUGUCUCUAAAGCAAGAGCACUUAUUACAGAAUUAGGUAAUCUACCCAUGCCGACUAUUGCAGCUAUUGAUGGAGCAGCAUUGGGAGGAGGACUUGAGAUGGCUCUGGCCUGUGAUAUAAGAAUAGCAGCUACAUCUGCUAAAAUGGGACUGGUUGAAACAAAACUAGCCAUUAUUCCGGGGGCAGGGGGAACCCAGCGUCUCCCACGAACUAUAGGAGUGUCCCUGGCCAAGGAGCUGAUCUUUGCUGCACGGGUGGUUGAUGGUGCUGAGGCGAAAACUCUAGGGCUGGUAAAUCAUGCUGUGGAGCAAAACAAGAACGGGGAUGCAGCUUACCUGAGAGCUCUGGAGCUUGCCCGAGAGUUCAACCCACAGGGGCCGAUUGCAGUCCGAAUGGCCAAGCUGGCCAUCAGCCAGGGUGUAGAGGUGGAUUUAACAACAGGAUUAGCGAUUGAAGAUGCAUGCUAUGCUCAGGUUAUCCCAACAAAGGACAGGCUCGAGGGUCUGGCAGCGUUCAAAGAGAAGAGACCCCCUCGCUAUAAGGGCGAGUAAUAUGGGAAAAGUCCUGAGCAAAGCCGAACUGCUGCCUUCCGGAUUUCCUUUCACUGCGACUGACAGAAGUCGUAGAGGAAGCACUAGCCUGCUGCCCCGUGCCUGCCUGACCAGCCCUUGGCCCUCUCACAAAAAGACCAGUGAUCUCACUCACAAGGACUUGAGGUGACUGAAGGAGAAAAGGAGUGUCUUUUCCACAACAUGUCCCUCACCUGUGAAUGAAACUUGCAUGGUGUGUCUUUCUGUUCUUCUUUUGUUCAAUACGGUUCAUUCUUUUCACCUUCCUUAGUUUUGUUUUGUGAAUCUGUAUCCUUGUCUUUCAAAGUGUCUUUCAAUGUUCAAUCAAGUGUUUCAUAAUUCAAGCUCAACAAAACAGAUAUAUAGUUACGUCAUCGCUGCUUAAAUGCCAAUGGAUAUCUAAUGCAACAGAUGCAGUGCAUUAAACAAGCCUGUCUGCUUUUCCUUAAAGCAUAUGUUGUGUAUUAUAAGCAUAUGUUGUAUAACUGACACUGUCACUAUUCCAUAGUAAUUGACUUGAAGUGUUUUGUUUUGUUUUUGUAGGGAGAAAAAAAUGCAAUAAAACAUUGUCUAAAAGUA